GAGAUGUGUUUCUUGCUAGGUCUGAGGUUUACUCUGACUGUUUUUGGGGGAGGUCACAGUGGAAGGACCCAGUGGGCGUUAGGACCUGGCCGCAGUGCUGGAGAGAAGCGAAUCCCUCGGACUCACCGUGAUGACCACAACCACGUGGUGAAGUCAGUCCUAUAUAAACCUCUCUCUCCAACCGGCCGCCUUCAGAUGUGCAUGUGUGUGCUGGCACGGGGACCGUAGUUUUCCCGCAGAAGGAACAGAGGAGUGCGCAAACUGAGGAGGAAAUCGCUUUUGCCUGCUCAUAAGGUAGUUUAUCCCAUCACUCCGUACUCUUCUUCUCUGUCAGGCAAGUUUAGGACGCGUGAGACAGGUCCAGCUUUAUUUUCUUCAGCAUCUGCUGGAGCCAGACGCGAGGAGGAGGAGAGGAGAGGCGAUGCGCCUUGCGGAGUGAGCUGAGGCUUUCCCUGGACCUCCACAUCUUCUCACACGGCGAGGGCGAGUGAUUGUGCGGCGCUUUGGAGAGAGUUCGCGGCGCUCUGAUGCGGUGGAGGUGCGCGCAGAAAGCCCGCAGACGACGCGUCUGUCAGAAAGAAAGCUUUGAGAAGCAGACACUUUUGAUGGCCAAAUCAAUGGCUCUUAUAGUGCCUCGUGAUUCCGUGCACUUGCUAUGAAGUGAUUUGAAAUGAAGAUCUUAGUUUGGAUCUGACAGACCAUUUCGUGUUGGCACCUCGGAUGGAUUUGCAGGAACAAUAAACAAAGACGUUUGCAAUUGAUAAUAGCGUGCGCAAAAAAAAAAAAGUUACAUUUGGCUUCGCCAUCGAAAUGACUGGGCUUCUGCGUGACUUAAUUCAUUAAUUAGCAUUUUCAAACUCGCUUCAGCUUCCAAAACAAAAGCACAAAAUGAACUUGUACGUCUUGAGCCUCCUUCUGACCUUGGAUUUAGCCACAGUGGCCGUCAGUCUAUCCACAUGCAGCACUCUGGACAUGGAGCAGUUCAAAAAGAAGCGGAUCGAGGCCAUCCGCGGUCAGAUCCUCAGUAAACUCAAGCUGAGCUGUCCCCCCGAGAUCUACCCCGAGCCCGAGGAGGUGUCCCGGGACAUCAUCGCCAUCUAUAACAGCACGCGAGACCUGCUGCAGGAGAAAGCCAACGAGCGCGCGGCCACCUGCGAGCGACAGCGCAGCGAGGAGGAGUACUACGCCAAAGAAGUGCACAAGAUCGACAUGCAGCCCUUCUACCCCGCAGAGAAUUUCAUCUCUUCAACGCAUUUCAACCCGUACUUCAGGAGGCUCAGGUUUGACGUGAGCUCCAUGGAGAAGAACGCCUCGAACCUGGUGAAGGCAGAGCUCAGGAUCUUCAGGCUGCAGAACCCAAAGGCCCGUGUGUCUGAGCAGCGCAUCGAGCUUUACCAGAUCUUAGGUCACAAGGACCUGACGUCCCCCACGCAGCGCUACAUUGGCAGCAAGGUGGUGCGCACCCGCACGGAGGGAGAGUGGCUGUCGUUCGACGUGACGGAGGCCGUCAGCGAGUGGCUGCUGCACCGAGACAGAAACAAUGGAUUCAAGAUCAGCCUGCACUGUCCCUGCUGCACAUUUGUGCCGUCGAAUAAUUACAUCAUCCCCAACAAGAGCGAGGAGCUGGAGGCGCGCUUUGCAGGUAUAGAUGACAGCUUUGUGCAAGGAGGGGAUCUGAAGAUGUUUAAAAAGCGGCGUCAGAGCGGUCAGUCUCCGCACCUGCUGCUGAUGCUGCUUCCCUCAUACCGGCUGGAGUCACAGCACAAGAGCCACAGACAGAAACGUGCUCUGGACGCGGCCUUCUGCUCCAGGAAUGUGCAGGACAACUGCUGUUUACGCUCUCUCUACAUCGACUUCAAGAAGGAUCUGGGCUGGAAGUGGAUCCAUGAGCCCAAAGGCUAUAACGCCAACUUCUGUGCAGGAGCCUGUCCGUAUCUGUGGAGCGCAGACACCCAGCACAGCAACAUCCUUGGCCUCUAUAACACCAUCAAUCCAGAAGCGUCUGCAUCUCCUUGCUGUGUGUCUCAGGAUCUGGAACCCCUCACGAUCCUUUACUACAUUGGAAAAACCCCCAAAAUCGAGCAGCUCUCCAACAUGAUUGUCAAGUCCUGCAAGUGCAGCUAGGAACCGAUCAGCUCCGUUUCCAAGAACACGCAUUCACUCAAACAAACACACAGUAAUUUAAAACCCAAUCACACACGUGCUGCGCAGGGUGUCCAGGUACAGCAGAGUAAUUCCUACAAACUCUCACAAACCACAGCACACAUCUGAAUGUGUGAACUUGUGCUGGAAACGGCCCUGUCGGCAUGUGUCACAUCACCCGCUCAUCACUCUAUGGAUGUGAGUUUGGCAAACACUGGAAGUAUGUGAUCUAUAUGUGUCUAUAUGUGAAGCAAGUGGAAGGGAAAGUCCCUUGUUCCAUUUAUUUCAAACCAACACUUCUGUUUUUGUUGUUGAUUUUGUUCCCCUCAGUAAUACGGAUAUUGUUUGUUUGGUAAUAUAUAAAACCCAUGAUGUUGUUCACCAAUACUGGUGAAGAGCUGGAAACUUCUGGCAAACAGUACAGAUGUCACAAAUGAACUUUGAGUUUGGCGCAAAUGAAGCGUUUUUGGAUUGGGGUUGGUGACAGAAAGAUGAAAUAUUGCGGAAAGUUAAUGCAAGCCUCAGAAAGACAUAGUUUAAGCCACCUUACAUGGAGUAAAAAAAGGCCAAGAACAAUAAGUCAUGUUGUUUCUAGCAGCCAAAGACAUUUUGUUCCAUUGCAAACACAAACAUUCUUUACACAAAUACGCAACUGCACACGCAAAUGCUGCAAAGCAAAACCAUUGCAUUUUUGUAUCACUGGCAGAAAAAAACAGUUUCCAUCAAAUAUCUGCACCAUUAAUCCAAAUGUUUUAUUAUGCAGAUAGCUGGAUAUAAACAUGCUCAGAAAGAUUCUCUUCAAACUUUUGCUCUGCCACAUGACAACAAUUGACCUGGCAGAGAAAGGUAUGUUAGUCCACUGUAGCGCCCCUGAGAAUGCAACAUGUACGUGUGAUAUUUAGUUGUGUUUCAGAACUUAACAGCAUGUGAAACUAAGUUUGCAAAGCAAGACGUGUGUAUGAUUGUGUACGUAUUUGUGGAAGAACUUUAAACGCCUUAUUCUGAAGUUAAAAAUAUUUGUACACAAAUUUAUGUCAAGCUAGCUCUUAACACAACACCAAUGUAGUGAAAUACAGAAAAGUUUUUCCCUUGCAUUUUUUAAAAGUUUCAGUUAUACACGACAACAUUUUCAAAAUGAUUCACGGUUACACAUAUCAGCACAAAUGGCCAAAAACGCAGUAAUACGUAUGCCAGGCCAGUAGUUGGCGUUGUCACCUUGUAAGUAAACAGUAUCAGUAGGGAAGUGACGAUUAUAUGAUGUUUGUGAUGCGUCUCUGCUGCUGGUUGUAAUAUUGAGUAAAUUGACACUUUGCUGAAGAAGCGUUUGCAAACUCUUGAGCAGCAACAACAGUACCAUGCACUCCGCCACUGUUGUGUAUGUAAAAUCAACACAUACCGCGUAUGUCUAUACGUAGCAUUUACUACGCAUGCGCAUGACGUCACCGUUUUCAAAGAUUCCUGUAUUGGGUGUUCACACGGAAACGACUUGCACUUCGAAACCCAUUUUCAAAAAUGUGCGUUUUCAGUCCCUAAAAUGCUGUCUUCGUGUAAACGAACUGACAAAACACAUAAAAAGUUUCCAGUUUUUGGCCGAAAAUGUUGUGUAAAUGGCCCCUUAUUCUUCACAAAGUUAGUUCCUUUAGGACCGUCUUUACUGUAUUUUAAGGUGAUGCUGUUGCAGUGUAAUAUGUACUAAGUAAUAUUAAUUAACAAAAUGUACUUACAUGUAAAUAUGCCACCUUAAAAUAGUGUUUGCAUGGUUUGAAAACAAUUCACAAAUUAAAACAGCUGCAAACAGCCACAGUUUUGUGAAAAAGCAGGCAUUUCUGAAAAGAAUGUGCAAAGCUAUACCAGAGCAUGUUAAAGUGCCUGGUUAAACUGGAAUUAUGGGUUGGUAAAUUGGCAACUUCUUUAAUUCACACCAUGGUCCCUUAUAAGAGCAGGUGAAGCUGUGAUGUCACCAACUCGGCAGUGUUGACAGGAAGUGAUAUCAUCAGACUGGUACAGAGACUGAAUUUGCAAUAGGUAUGUUUGCAUGCACUACUCGGAAUCAAUCCAGAUUCAGAAAUCAGAUUCUCAAAGCUCUGUUUACGCUUACUUAUUUGUUUACAUGUGCAUUACAUUAAUUCCAAACAAAAAAAAUAGCGCAUACACAGUUACCAGUCACCACAUUGAGAACAUUUUUUUAAGCAAAUAUUAGAAAAUAUUCAGUCUCCUCCACUGACCAGUUUGUUUUACAGAACACAAAUAAAUUUUAUGUAUCAAACUCUGUCAAAUCAUUUGCAUGAAGACUUUUGAGUCUGAUUGAGCCAUCGAUCCAACUCUAAACAGAUCGUUGGGGUGCAUGUAAAUGUUGCUAUUGAUGUGAGAAGAGUGAGUUGCUUUUGUAAAGUCAGAUUUUGAUGAAAGGAUUUGAAGAAUGUGAACAGACGUGUAAGUGAGAGAUGGUAACCCACAUGUUGUGCAGAGGCCAGCUUGACGAAUGCACUGCAGCCGCCGUGGACACUGACGGCCAUAACGCUUAUCAUGGAGAAAUUGUUUCUACACAUCUCAAAAGUCUUCCUGAAUUUGUGAUUUUUUUUUUCUCUCAGAGAAAGUGAUCCUUUGUUACGAAGAAUUGCACUGACUUUUUUUUAUUUCUACAUUUUUUGUUUGUUGGUUUUUAUUCGUAGUUAUAGCUUCACUCACAUAACAUGAGCUGAUGAUGUGAGUGGCUUCUAGGUGGAGGUUCCCCUUUUAACUAGUCCUUAUCUUAACCAGUGUUAGAGAGAAACUGGUAGCAGAUCAGAUUAAAAGAGCAACGUCCAUUCAUGCCCAAGAUUUUUAGGUGACACUUAUUUUAUUUGUAUUAGGGCAAGAAUGACUUCCUGAAGACGCAGGAAGCGGAAGGAGACACCAGCAUUGUCACACUAGAGCUGUUUAUUGUUAUUGUUGUCUAUGAUGAUGAUGAUGAUGAUGAUGUUGAUAUUGUUGACCCACUAUGGUGUAUUGUAAAACAUUACUGUUGUGAUGCUCUAGUGGUAAAUAAAUUAUUUAAGUGACAAGUGA
Molecule: messenger RNA, 5190 nt
Organism: Carassius auratus (goldfish)
Lineage: Eukaryota; Metazoa; Chordata; Actinopteri; Cypriniformes; Cyprinidae
Product: transforming growth factor beta-2-like
Exons: 7
Coding region: 889-2124 (411 amino acids)
Biological process (GO): transforming growth factor beta receptor signaling pathway; regulation of cell population proliferation
Cellular component (GO): extracellular region
Molecular function (GO): cytokine activity; growth factor activity; transforming growth factor beta receptor binding
Source: RefSeq, a predicted model, not a curated record